AUGGAGAAGAGCUUGUGGAUCUUGGUGGAGAGCCCGGAGAAGGGGGAGACACUGGGCGCAGGUGUGGAGGCACCCAUUCUGAAGCAGCUUGUAGGCAAAAGAAUGGGGAGAGAAGAGGCUCCCGUUGCUAGGCGAGCUGGGGCGCGCGAGGAGGAGGCAUUGGGCGCCCAGGCUAUGGCGACACCAAUUUUGGCGAGCAAGCCAGGCGAGAGAGAGAUUAGGUGCCCAGGCUAUGGUGACCUCAAUUGGGUGAGUAAACUAGGCAAGAGAGGGAGGCACGCGAGUGUAUGGCUUGUCUCGGGCGCCGUUAGCGUGCAAGCUGGGCGUGUUGGGGUUGGGUGCCUUGGCAGUCUUGUCAAAUGGGAGUUCAUGGAGGGCCCUCGCGCAAGAGCUGGGUGUUGA
Molecule: messenger RNA, 402 nt
Organism: Ilex paraguariensis (yerba mate)
Lineage: Eukaryota; Viridiplantae; Streptophyta; Magnoliopsida; Aquifoliales; Aquifoliaceae
Source: the annotation of a GenBank genome assembly